GACUGACUCAACCUGGUACAACAUACACCAAACGUACUCAACGUAUGUGCUUUCCGCGUCUGGUAAAGCAGAAUACCGUGAAUUUUCUUAGGCUGCAGCUUCGCAGAGGGGAAUGGACCGUAUAAUGAUCGCAUGAGUUCCGGAAGUCGCGAGUUGUACAUUGUUGCUGGAUCGUAAAGUCUCAGCUGCUCCACACCUCGUUUACAACCAUGCAUCAUACAAAAGGCUCUCGCUCAGUGGUAUCAACGCGAAGUACCUACGAGCGCUGGCGUUCCUUCCGAGCGCGGGGCGCAACCGACGUCAAAACACACUUACCCCAUCUGUUGGGAUCAGCCGCCGCGUGGUUUAGCGGUCACGGCAGGGGCAAAGCACGCAACAUAUACGACCUUCCCUACGAAAUUGUAAAAGAAAUAUCCAGAUACCUAGACGAUGUCGACACUACCUGUUUCGCAUUCUCCUGCACAAAGUCCUACCAAAUCCUUGGCCAAUCUGUCGCCUCGUCGCCUUCUCCAAAAACGGCGAGCCAAGACAUGAUGUCUCUUCGAAAAAGGCUUCUCAGAGACGAUUACUAUCGAAAACGCACCAGGGCAACCCUUCACUCUAUACUAUCCAACGUCUGGUGCGCCAGCUGCGCAUGUGUUCAUGAUCGUUCCGCCUUCCCCGAAACAACAAUCUCAGAACCCCCAUGGCAACGUGUAUGCUACGCGACAAUCGACGGACCUUUCCAAGCUUGUCAGCAUGGUUCUUUCCGAUUUCGAGAGUUACGGGAUCUGAUCAACGCAGAGGACAAGCUGCAUCUUCAAACUCCUGAAUGUUACGAGGUGUAUUUCCGCUGCGUGCAAUGCUGUGCGAAACUUUGGUGGAUCUUUCCGAGUCCCGAGGUGAUCUUGACAGUCGAAAAACGACUCGUUAAUAUUCCCGAUCACCGCAAUGUACUUGUCUCCGAGAUACGCGACGCAUGCACCAGGAUCGAUCUUCCGAUUUGUCCACACAUGACUAGCUCGGAUCCUGCUUUCAUAGAGCGACUAACGCGAGGCCGAUUGCGCAUGCCAGUGCAAUGUGAAGCUUGCAAUACCACAGUGGAUGUGGGUCCCAGACGUUCGUAUACCAGUAGGGGACACACAGAAUUGGACAUAUGCAUCACUAGGAGGCUCGGCUGUCUGAAAAAAGAGAGUGACCCAGUUUGGCGUGCACAUUUAGAACGUAUAGAAGACUAGGUUCCGUGUCUUGAGUACUUUGAAGAGCAUUGAAUCAGUUGUAGCCUACAAUGACAAACGUUCUUGAUGAUCUAUAUACAAUGGAACUAACCAGGCUUCUGAUCUAGAAAGUGGAAACGAACCCUCCUCUUGCCAUUUCAGUAAGUCGCAGGCAGGAUGCUCAAACGCCCACCAUCAGUAAG
Molecule: messenger RNA, 1399 nt
Organism: Alternaria rosae
Lineage: Eukaryota; Fungi; Ascomycota; Dothideomycetes; Pleosporales; Pleosporaceae
Exons: 1
Coding region: 210-1217 (335 amino acids)
Molecular function (GO): protein binding
Source: RefSeq, a predicted model, not a curated record